CUAAGAGUCUCUGCAUCAAUGGAUUUACGCAAGCAAGUCUGGAGUGCCUGGCCACUGUUGUUCUUGGUGCUCCUGGCCAGGGGGAAGAUAACAUGGGAGGUCCCGCGCUUUGACGGCUGGUAUAACAGUCUGGGAUAUCCCAGACGAGGAUCUGUGGGUUCUCACCUCUUGCGCUUCGUGCCUGCGCAGUACCAAGACGGAGUCUACCAAGCGCUCCAAGAGCCGGCCUUACCCAAUCCUCGGAAGUUGAGCCGCCUGUUGACCAAUGGUCCCUCUGGUCUACCAUCCGCUCGCAACCAAACAGUUCUUUCUCUGUUUUUUGGUUACCAUGUUGUCUUUGAAGUCAGCAACUCUAGAACUCCCGGAUGUCCACCUGAAUUCCUGAACAUCCCAGUGCCUAACGGGGACCCUGUAUUUGACCCAAGUAAUACUGGAAAGGUCCUUCUGCCCUUCCAGAGAGGUCCAUGGGACAAGGAGUCAGGCCAGAGUCCCAGUAACCCCCGGACGCCGGUAAACUUGGUGACAGCAUGGAUUGAUGGCAGCUCCAUCUACGGCCCUUCCACUUCAUGGUCAGACUCUCUAAGGAGCUUCUCUGGAGGGCUCUUGACUUCAGGGUCCGAGUGGGACAUGCCGAAGCUGUUUUCAGGACACAGUCUUAUGUGGAGUGCUGCUGAUCCUACAACAGGGGAUCAUGGACCCCAAGACCUCUACGAGUUAGGAAAUGCUUGGGCCAAUGAGAACGUGUUCACAGCUGCUGAGGCGAUAAUCUGGUUUCGCUACCACAAUUAUGUCGCCUCCAAGCUGCAUGAGGAACACCCACAGUGGUCGGACGAGAGGCUGUUUCAAAACGCCAGGAAGGUCGCUGUGGCCACGUUCCAGAAUAUCGCUCUAUACGAAUGGCUUCCCAGUUACAUCGGCAGAACACUCCCCCCUUACCCAGGUUACCAGCAGUUUGUUGAUCCAGGAAUCUCCCCUGAGUUUCAGGCUGCCGCUAUCAGAUUAGGAAUCACUAUGGCACCACCUGGUGUUUAUAUGAGAAACAAAAGCUGCCAUUUUAGGGAGGUUGUUAACAUAGGUGGGAGCUCAUCUCCAGCGCUACGUCUUUGCAACAGCUUCUGGAAACGUCAGAAAACUCGGGGGCAGACAAGCCAGGAUGUAGAUGACCUCCUUUUGGGCAUGGCUUCUCAGAUUGCAGAAAAAACAGACAACAUUGUUGUGGAAGACUUGACAGACUUCAUGUACGGGCCAAUGCGGUUCAGUCGCACAGAUUUGGUUGCAGUGACUGUUCAACGAGGACGAGAGUUUGGUCUCCAAAGUUAUUCCGAGGUCAGAAAAGCUCUGGACCUUCCCCCCAUCAAUUACUUUGAAGAGAUAAAUCCUGUGCUCAAUGCCACUAAUCCACAGUUGAUCCAGAAGAUUGCAGAGCUGUACAAUGGGGACCUCAGGAAGCUGGAGCUUUUCCCCGGUGGACUGCUUGAGUGCCAAGAUGGUCCAGGCCCAGUUUUCUCUGCCAUGAUAUUAGACCAGUUUGAACGCAUCAGGAACGGAGACCGCUUCUGGUUUGAAAAUAAGAAAAAUGGGCUGUUUACAGAGGAGGAGAUCCAGCUCAUUCGCAACGUGACGUUUCAUGAUGUUCUUGUCGCAGUCACGAGCGCAGAGCCCGGGGAUCUGCAGAAGGAUGUCUUUUUCUGGAGAAAUGAUGACCCCUGUCCUCAACCCACCCAGCUGAAAGCAGCGAUGCUCCACCCCUGCACUAAUGCCACCAAACUUAAUUACUUUGAUGGGAGCCGAGCUGGCUUUGGGUUAUUUAUCACCGUCCUGUUCCUCUUUCCUCUUGUGAGUUUGCUAGUGGCCUGUCUGGUGGCUCAUCUCCGCAAACAUAGGUACAAGAAAUUCCAGACAAGGCGACUAGAUGUUGGCAGAACACAGAAGGCAGUGUCUGGAGUCACCGCCUAUGAGUGGCAGGGCCAUAAAAAACCUCUGCAUGCUGUCAGCGUGGAGGUCGAUGAGAAGAGACGGCUGCAGAUCUUUGACAGAUCGGGUCCCUCUCUCCGCUGUCUCAAUCUGGGCAACCAGGACUACGUGGACAUCCAUCUCUCGAACGACCGCAGUCAGAAGGCUUUGCUGCUCAAACUACCAAAGGAGUAUGACUUGGUGCUGUUUUUUGAUGAUGAGAACAAACGAGCCCUGUUUCUCAAGUGUCUGCGCCUGGAGGUGAUACACAUCAGGCAGCAGAUCAGAGUCAGGGAGGUGGGAGAGAAGGAACUCCUCCGGGAGGCUUUGACCAGAGAGCAAAGAGCUGAGAUUGUUGAAACGUUUAUUCGACAGGCUUUCUCCAAGGUUUUGGAAAUUGAAAAGUCUGAUGCUGGAGACUUGAGUGGAAUUUCGUUUAAGAAAACCCGUGAGGUUCUGCAGUGUGAACUGACCGCAGUGGAGUUUGCUGAUGUACUGGGCCUCAAACCCGACUCCUUAUUCGUCGACUCCAUGUUCACCCUGGCUGAUAAAGACGGAAAUGGCUACCUCUCCUUUCAAGAGUUCCUUGAUGUGAUGGUUAUUUUUAUGAAAGGUUCUCCCGAGGAAAAGUCAAAGUUGAUGUUCUCCAUGAAUGAUGUUGGUGGAACUGGUUACUUGUCGAGAGAGGAAUUUGCUAGGAUGCUCAGGUCGUUCAUUGAAAUCUCCAACGGGGCCCUUUCCAAGAAGCAGGCCGAAGACGGCAUUAAAGCCAUGAUGCAGGCUGCGGACUUCAACGAGAACAGGAAGAUUUCGUGGGAGGAUUUUCACUUUCUCCUGCGAGACCAUGAAAAAGAGCUGCAGUUUGCACAGCUGAAUGUUAAAGGGAUGGAGAAACAAGGACGAAAACGUUUCAGUCGGGACCAAAGAGUUUCCUUCAUCUCUCCAGCAAACAGCUGCAACAGAGAAGGACAGGACUUACGCAGGCGAAAAAAGGGUGAUGUCGUCUCUCCAAAUGUCUAUGUGAAGCCAAAACGUGAGCCAUUCAUCAGACACCCAGUCCAGCAGAAGAUUCAGCAGUUCAAGCGCUUCAUAGAGAACUACCGCCGUCACAUCAUCUGUUUUGUUGUGGUGUACGGCAUUACAGCAGGCGUGGCUCUCGAAAGAUGUUAUUACUACGGCAUGCAGGCUGGAUCCUCCGGUAUCCCAGGGACCUCAGCAGUGGGGAUCAUCGUCUCCCGCAGCUCUGCUGCCGCCAUCUCCUUCCUCUUUCCCUACAUGCUCCUGACAGUGUGUCGCAACCUCAUCACUCUUUGUCGUGAGACCUUCCUCAACAAAUACAUCCCGUUUGAUGCAGCUAUAGAUUUCCACCGCAUCAUGGCGAUGACUGCUAUUGUCCUCUCUGUUCUCCACAGUUUGGGUCACGUCGUCAACAUCUACAUCUUUUCCAUCAGUGACCUCAACAUUCUUUCCUGCUUGUUUCCCCAUGUUUUGACCAACAACGGGUCAGAACUCCCUCUUAAGUGGACUUGGUGGUUCUUUGAAACUGUGCCAGGAACCACUGGUAUUCUGCUUCUCCUCACUCUGUCCUUCAUGUACGUUUUUGCUUCACGCUAUUUCCGCCGCAUCAGUUUCCGUGGUUUUUGGAUCACACAUUACCUGUACGUUGCUGUGUACGUUUUGACAGUUAUUCAUGGAAGUUUCGCCCUACUUCAAGAGCCCACUUUUUAUAUCUUUCUCAUACCACCGGCGCUGCUGUUCCUGCUUGACAAACUGAUCAGUCUGAGCAGGAAGAAGGUGGAGAUCCCGGUGGUCAGAGCGGAGCUGCUUCCAUCAGGUGUGACACAUCUGGAAUUCAAGCGACCACAGGGCUUUGUUUAUCGUUCUGGCCAGUGGGUUCGCAUCGCAUGCCUCAUGUUGGGCACAGAUGAGUACCAUCCAUUCACGCUCACAUCUGCACCACACGAAGAAACGCUCAGCCUGCAUAUCCGUGCGGUGGGGCCGUGGACGACCCGACUUAGGGAGCUGUACAGUGAAGAAAGCCUCCUGGAGCUGGGGGACUAUCCAAAGCUCUACUUGGAUGGGCCGUUUGGGGAGGGACACCAAGAAUGGAUCGACUACGAAGUGUCUGUUCUGGUGGGAGGAGGUAUUGGUGUGACUCCAUUCGCUUCCAUCUUGAAGGAUCUGGUGUUCAAGUCAUCCAUUAAGUCCAAGAUACAAUGCAAGAAGGUUUACUUCAUCUGGGUGACAAGGACACAGCGUCAAUUUGAGUGGGUGUCAGACAUCAUCAGGGAGGUGGAGGAGAUGGAUGCGCUGGAGCUGGUGUCAGUCCACACUUACAUCACUCAGGUGGCAGAGAAGUUUGACCUCAGGACUACCAUGCUGUACGUGUGCGAGCGUCACUUUCAGAAAGUCUGGAACCGCAGUCUUUUCACCGGCCUUCGCUCCGUCACUCAUUUUGGACGCCCGCCCUUCGUGUCCUUUUUCAGUUCUCUGCAGGAGGUUCACCCGGAGGUGUGUAAAGUUGGUGUCUUCAGUUGUGGACCACCUGGACUCACCAAAAACGUGGAGAAGGCCUGUCAACAGAUGAACAAGAGGGACCAGGCCCGUUUCAUGCAUCACUUUGAGAAUUUCUGAGAGUAAGGGGUCAAAUAAAAAUCAUAUACGGUAUAUCGACUAGAAAACAGUGGAAAUGAAUAUGACAGAGUAGAAGGUAUUUUCUUAAUCCACGUCUUAAACAAACUAUAGCAAUCAUUUGCCGACAGCAACUUGAGUCACACAGGAAGUGCUACUUGAAUAAAAAGGGAACAACAUUGUCUAUAACAAGAUCAUAGAUUAAUAUUGUUUGUUUUUUUAAUCCAUAACCUAGAUUCUAUUUCUAAGAGAAAAGAAUAAUAACGGAACAAAAUUAAGAGUAUUAACAUUUGCUUGAUUUUUCAGUUUUAGAUUAUGUUCUGCCUUCAUUGGUUGUGAUCACAGGAACUCUAGAAGUGUAUUUGCAGUGCAUCAAAGAUUAAAUAAAAUGUGCGCUGUGUAAUCUUAUUCAUUUCUUAUGUUACGGUUUUUCAACUGUCCAAAAAAAAUUGUUUUCUUUAGAGCCCCUGGUCCUAGUUGGAUAUUUGGUGGGUUUUACAUUCUGGAAGUAAAAAAAAAAAAAGAGUAUGUUUUGUUAGAUGAUUGUUGUAACUUGAUGGUCCUGGCUGUGUUAUAGAAAGGCCACAUGCAACCCAGGAGACAGGUGGUGAUAACAAAAAAUGACAGACUUUAAUUAUUUACCGCCGUCGGAAGCUCUCAAAAACAGAGCAGGAAAUCAGGUGACCCAAAAAAAGACAGAAGCUGGGACAAAAGUGAGUGUAUUGUGUGUGUGUGUGUGUGUGUUCUACUGUUGCUGUCAAAUCGGUGCCUCCAUUGACCCUCCGCCAUAAUGAAGGUGAAGGUCGGGUCAA
This is a messenger RNA of Synchiropus splendidus (mandarinfish), 5396 nucleotides long. RefSeq names its product dual oxidase (gene duox). The record is from RefSeq and is a predicted model, not a curated record. Gene Ontology annotation, cellular component: plasma membrane; NADPH oxidase complex. NCBI's taxonomy places the organism in Eukaryota, Metazoa, Chordata, Actinopteri, Syngnathiformes, Callionymidae. Gene Ontology annotation, molecular function: heme binding; calcium ion binding; superoxide-generating NAD(P)H oxidase activity. The transcript has 33 exons. Bases 19 to 4587 code for a protein of 1522 amino acids. Gene Ontology annotation, biological process: response to oxidative stress; defense response; superoxide anion generation.